Molecule: messenger RNA, 3150 nt
Organism: Closterium sp. Naga37s-1
Lineage: Eukaryota; Viridiplantae; Streptophyta; Zygnematophyceae; Desmidiales; Closteriaceae
Source: the annotation of a GenBank genome assembly
AUGGCGCGCGCCCGUCGCGCAUCGCCGCCUCCAACCCGCGCCAUCCUGCGCUCGUCGUCGCGCGCCGUGCGCCUGCUACUGCUCGUCGCCCUCUUCGACCUCCUCGCCCCCUCCGCAGCUUCCGCGUCGCAUCCACCCGACGGCGGCGAUGCCUCCCACUCGAGCAUUGCCGCCGCCGCCGCCGCCGCCGCCGCCGCGGAUGGUGGCGUGGCGGACGCGGGAAUGGGAUUGGGGAUAGCGGAUCAGUUUGUGUCCACUGAAGAUCUCCCAGCGGCGAAUGCGGCGGUAGAUGCGGCGGCAGAUGCGGCGAGAGAUGCGGCGACGGAUGCGGCGGGGCAGGCAGAGUUCGAUCCUAGAUUGGCGGGAGUAGAGGAGGAGGAGCGAUUGGUGGACGAGCUGCUGACGUGGCUGGAGGAGAGAGGCGUGACAGGGAUCCGAGGGGAGGAGGCCGCUGUGGAGGUGAGGCAAUUGAGGGGCUGCGGUGGGAAGAGGGGUGUGCUCAUUCCACAACUGCUGCAUGCAAUGGUGCCUUUCCCGCUACACCCUCCCCGUGCUACUUCCCUGCAUUCCACCCGCUGCAACUCAUGCACACUUGUGCUCUCUUCUUCCCUGCCACCCUCAACGGCCGCCGCCCUCCCUGCCGCCCUCUCCACGCGUCCUCUCGUCCUCACGUCCCCUCCACACCACUCUCGUGCACGCAUGCAGGUGGUCAUUGACGCCAACACCACUCUCAAGGCGUCCGGCAGGUCAAGGGCGAAUCUGUGCAUGGUGGCUCGUCGCCCCAUCGCGGAGGGCGAGGUGUUCCUGUCGCUGCCUCGCUCGUUCACCGUCUCUGCCCUUCAAGCACAGGAGGAGGCAAAGCCGUACGAGGGAGAGGUGCAUCCAUUCACGGCGCUGGCGGCGUGGGUGUUGAGGGAGCGAGCCAAGGGGCGCGCGUCCCUGUGGGCGCCCUUCGUGCGCCUGCUGCCCGCCCACCUGCCCUUCCCGCACCUCUUCCGCGCCCAGCUCGUGCCAGAGCUGCAGUAUGACGUCAUGCUGGCCGAGAUCUUCCCCUGCUCUGCCUCCCCUGCCCUGCCUCCCCUGCUCUGCCUCCCGUGCUCUGCCUCCCCUGCCCUGUCUCCCCUGCUCUGCCUCCCCUGCCCUGUCUCCCCUGCUCUGCCUCCCCUGCCCUGUCUCCCCUGCUCUGCCUCCCCUGCUCUGCCUCCCCUGCUCUGCCUCCCCUGCUCUGCCUCCCCUGCUCUGCCUCCCCUGCUCUGCCUCCCCUGCCCUGUCUCCCAUGCUAUCUCCUCUUUCCUCCUUCCCUGCUGCGCACAGGUCAUGGAACACAAGAAGGCGCUCCUGCAAGAGUACAACAAGUGCCGCCCAGAGGCCAUCGCCAAUGCCACCCAGGAGGAGUUCUUCUGGGCGGCAGGGAUCGUCACUUCCCGCAUGUUUGCGCUGAGGCCUGCUGCAGCAGCAGAGGGAGAGGGCAAGGGGAAUGAGGGGGAGGGGCAGGGCGAGGAGGAGAGGCAGGAGGCAGACAUAUCGCUGGUGCCGUAUGGGGACCUCUUUGACACCGAUGACGUGCCCAUCGCCAUCUGGCAGGACACGGGCAGCAGGAUAGAGUUCACAGCACUGACGGACAUACCAGCGGGGCAGCACGUGGCAGUGCACUACGGGGAGCUGAGCAACGACUCAAGACGCAUCCCCUCUUUCCCCUCCACCCACCCCCCCAACCCCCAACCCCUUCAUCAGGACACGGGCAGCAGCAUAGAGUUCAUGGCGCUGACGGACAUCCCAGCGGGGCAGCACGUGGCAGUGCACUAUGGGGAGCUGAGCAAUGACGAGGCGCUGGUGAUGCGCGCCAUGGACACGGGCAGCAGCAUAGAUUUCACAGCGUUAACAGACAUCCCACCGGGUCAGCAUGUGUCAGUGCACUACGGGGAGCUGAGCAACGAUGAGGCGCUGGUGAUGCGCGCCAUGGUGCUGGGCGGCAACUACCGCGACCACCUGCACCUCUUCUCCUCGCCCCAGGACGCCCUUGGCUUCCACGUUGACAAGUUUCUGCGCGGCUACGGGCACACGCUGGAGCGGGGCACGUUUGAGAGCGUGGAGGCAGAGCUGCAGCGCCAGGCAGCGGCACCGCAGUACGCGGGCGUGGCGCAGCGCUUUGAGUACCGCAUGGCACCGGGCAGCCCCCUCUCCGCAUGGUUCGGCGGGCGCUUUGACCCGCGCCUGCUGGGCAUCUUCACUGCUCUGCACGCCCUCGUCAGCCGGCUGAGCCAGGUGGCACAGGUGUCGCUGCUGUACGGGUGGAUGAAGAGGGGCACGUUUGAGAGCGUGGAGGCAGAGCUGCAGCGCCAGGCAGCGGCACCGCAGUACGCGGGCGUGGCGCAGCGCUUUGAGUACCGCAUGGCACCGGGCAGCCCCCUCUCCGCAUGGUUCGGCGGGCGCUUUGACCCGCGCCUGCUGGGCAUCUUCACUGCUCUGCACGCCCUCGUCAGCCGGCUGAGCCAGGUGGCACAGGUGUCGCUGCUGUACGGGUGGAUGAAGAGGGGCACGUUUGAGAGCGUGGAGGCAGAGCUGCAGCGCCAGGCAGCGGCACCGCAGUACGCGGGCGUGGCGCAGCGCUUUGAGUACCGCAUGGCACCGGGCAGCCCCCUCUCCGCAUGGUUCGGCGGGCGCUUUGACCCGCGCCUGCUGGGCAUCUUCACUGCUCUGCACGCCCUCGUCAGCCGGCUGAGCCAGGUGGCACAGGUGUCGCUGCUGUACGGGUGGAUGAAGGACCCCAAGACCACCUGCGAUGACCUGGCGCGCCUCGUGGACGAUGACGUGUCGGACGCGGUGCCGCCAGCUGGCAACGUGCUGGUGGAGCGAGGGCAGCAGCUGCUCAAAGAGUUCCCGACGACCCUGGGGGAGGACCUGCAGCUGUGGCGGCAGGUGCAUGUGUGCAAGGCGCGUGUGCUGUUCGGUGCGGUGGAGGGGGGUGAGGAGGGUGAUAAGGGUGGUGGGGAUGGUGCGGAAGUGGUGCAGUGCGGUGCGGAGUAUGUGAGGGAGCUGGGCGAGUGGGAGGUGAUACUGAGAGCAGUGGAGGAGGCAGGGACAGGGACAGUGCAGAGCGUGGCAGUGGCUGACAGGAGUGCAGUAUUCUUCUUCAUGUUGUUGAGCUAA